This is a messenger RNA of Zingiber officinale, 411 nucleotides long. The record is from the annotation of a RefSeq genome assembly. NCBI's taxonomy places the organism in Eukaryota, Viridiplantae, Streptophyta, Magnoliopsida, Zingiberales, Zingiberaceae.
AUGCUUAGUCCCAAAAGAACCAGAUUUCGUAAACAACAUAGAGGAAGAAUGAAGGGAAUAUCUUGUCGCGGCAAUCAUAUUUGUUUCGGCAGAUACGCUCUUAAAGCACUCGAACCCACUUGGAUCACAGCUAGACAAAUAGAAGCGGGGCGAAGAGCAAUGACACGAUAUGUGCGUCGUGGUGGAAAAAUAUGGGUACGCAUAUUUCCCGACAAACCUGUUACAGUAAGACCCGCAGAAACACGUAUGGGUUCGGGUAAGGGAUCCCCCGAAUAUUGGGUAUCCGUUGUUAAACCAGGUCGAAUACUUUAUGAAAUGAGUGGAGUAUCUGAAACUGUAGCCAGAACAGCUAUUUCACUAGCUGCGUCCAAAAUGCCUAUACGAACUAAAUUUGUCAGGAUGGAGAUGUAG